AUGAGUAACGUUGCAUUUCAUAUCGCGAAGAGGGUGGUACAAAAGGAGCGGGUGAGAACCCUUUGUAGACGCACCCUCAGAAACGCUCGCGGUCGGGCUCUUCAUCGUCAUCUCGUUUACUCCAAUGUUGAUGUAGUUCAUGAGAGAUUCCAUGCAAACAAGCAUACGGAUGAUGUAGAUACUAACGGUCGGAUGAUCGUUGACGGUAAGGCAAAAUACGGUAAGUGGCAGCACAACGAUCGUUAUGUUGUUCUACGGGCUCACGAUGGCAGCAAAUUUACUCGCAACCCGACACCAUCAUCGCGGGCAAUCUUUACUUCUUUCAUGAGUACGGUAUCCGUCUUUAAGGAAAACAUUAAUGCUACACUUGAUCGCAAAUCCGGUGUGCCAAUAAAACAAGUCGAAAAGAAGGAUGAGGAAAUUGCACCAAUGGAAGAGGAUGAGGCCGUGAUACAAUCCGUGAUUUCCGGUAAAACGCCAUCUUACUCGUUGGAAUCGAAGCUUGGGGACUGCAAGCGUGCGGCUUUUAUCAGAAGAGUGUCCUUGGAGAGGGUAACGGGCAAGUCUCUUGACGGUUUGCCGCUAGACGGGCUUGAUUACGAAUCCAUAUUGGGACAGUGUUGCGAAAUGCCGGUUGGUUAUAUCCAAAUACCUGUGGGUAUUGUUGGCCCGAUGUUGUUGGAUGGAGAGGAGUUUUGGGUUCCGAUGGCGACCACUGAAGGGUGUCUUGUGGCUAGCACGAACCGGGGUUGUAAGGCCACUUACACCUCCGGUGGAGCCACCAGCAUCUUACUCAAGGAUGGCAUGACUCGAGCGCCGGUGGUCAGGUUCGGCACCGCCAGAAGGGCGGCCGAUUUGAAGUUCUUCUUGGAGGAACCACGAAACUUCGAGACUCUUGCCUCGGUUUUUAACAAAUCGAGCCGAUUCGGGAGGCUUCAGAAUAUCCGAUCUUCAAUUGCAGGGAAGAAUCUAUACAUAAGGUUCACUUGCAGCACCGGUGAUGCAAUGGGGAUGAACAUGGUUUCGAAAGGCGUUCAAAACGUUUUGGAUCAUCUCAAGGCCGACUUCCCCGACAUGGACGUCAUUGGCAUCUCCGGCAAUUAUUGUUCCGAUAAGAAACCGGCGGCCGUGAAUUGGAUAGAGGGAAGAGGCAAAUCGGUGGUUUGCGAGGCAAUCAUAAAUGAAGAAAUCGUAAAGAAUGUGUUGAAGACGGAUAUAGCUUCGUUGGUGGAGUUGAACAUGCUCAAGAACUUGGCCGGAUCCGCCAUGGCUGGUGCUCUCGGUGGGUUCAACGCCCACGCCAGUAACAUCGUGUCAGCGGUGUACCUUGCCACCGGCCAAGAUCCGGCCCAGAACAUCGAAAGCUCCCACUGCAUCACCAUGAUGGAAGCGGUGAACGACGGCAAAGACCUUCAUGCGUCGGUAACCAUGCCGUCAAUCGAGGUUGGGACCGUGGGUGGUGGAACUCAGUUGGCUUCACAAGCGGCAUGCCUUAACUUGCUGGGAGUUAAGGGUGCAAACAAAGAAUCGGCUGGAUCAAAUGCACGACGGUUGGCUAAGGUGGUCGCCGCCGCGGUUCUAGCCGGAGAGUUGUCUCUCAUGGCAGCACUCACGGCAGGGCAACUCGUCAAGAGCCACAUGAAAUACAACCGCUACAGCAAAGAUGUUACAGCUGCCAAAUCUUAA
This is a messenger RNA of Cynara cardunculus var. scolymus (artichoke), 1686 nucleotides long. RefSeq names its product 3-hydroxy-3-methylglutaryl-coenzyme A reductase 3-like. The record is from RefSeq and is a predicted model, not a curated record. Lineage: Eukaryota; Viridiplantae; Streptophyta; Magnoliopsida; Asterales; Asteraceae. The coding region runs from base 1 to 1686 and encodes 561 amino acids. Gene Ontology annotation, biological process: sterol biosynthetic process; isoprenoid biosynthetic process; coenzyme A metabolic process. Gene Ontology annotation, molecular function: hydroxymethylglutaryl-CoA reductase (NADPH) activity; protein binding. Gene Ontology annotation, cellular component: peroxisomal membrane; endoplasmic reticulum membrane. The transcript is spliced from 5 exons.